AUGGGCGAUGUUCCUUCAGGCAAGGUCAACUCAUCUCGGGGGGCAGAAGGGACCCUGGCGCAAGAGCCAGAUGCCUCGAAGCCAACCCCAGGAUCUGGUACCGAGAGUACCGGUCCACCCCUGAGACCAGUGCAGGCCAACCAAUAUUCCAGCCCUGGCUAUAUGGGACAUGGGAGAUAUGAGCCCUCAUCCAUGAGUAUGAAUCAUAUGGCUUUUUCACUUCCAAAUCCCCAGUCGCAACCGUCGCCGUUUGAACCACAUCUUACGAAUCAGUUCCCUCCCGCCCCCGCCCAAGGCAUGAUUUAUCCAAUGCAGUCAAUGAGCCCGUAUCCUGGACAGACUCCAGGAGGAGUACCAUAUGGCAUUCCCUUCAAUCCGGCUUACCCGCCAUAUGGCCUAGGUCAACACCCAGGAACGGCACCACACGGUGCCGGUCACUACCCGUCAUAUGUCGCGACCCCAUCGUUGCAACCCAUGGGCACUGGACAGGCCCCUAUAUAUGGGAGUGGUUAUUACGCUCACCCUUAUGCAGCACCAUAUGGACAUAGCACACCUCCCGUAACCGGCCCAACACAGCCACGACCCCAAACUCGCCAGGGCCCUCGAGGACCAUUACCUACCAACACCCCGAAGGAAGACAGACGACUCUCUGAAUUGGAUUAUGAUGUUUCGAAGACCAUCGUAGACGGUUCGAAUCCUUCCAGGCUAGCACAGGCUCCAUUACUUGCCGGUAUAUCCAGUUUCUCUCACCAACUCCGUGUCGACCUCCAGUACCCCCGGGGGCCACCCCGCAAGCCCAAACAGUCUGGCAAUGCUCUUUGGGUCGGAAAUCUCCCACCCGGAGCCAACGUGAUAGAUCUCAAGGAUCACUUCUCCCAGGAUGCGACCAGCGACAUCGAGAGUGUGUUUCUUAUCUCCAAGAGUAACUGUGCAUUUGUGAACUACAAAUCAGCAAUCGCCUGUGCCGCCGCUUUGGGGAGAUUUCACGACUCUCGCUUUCAAGGGGUUCGUCUUGUCUGUCGACUUCGUAAAGGCUUCACGGUCCCCGGGUCGGGGUCUACGGGCCAGGCCACUCGGCGAUCCGAGGAGAAUACCGACACCCCAGAUGAGGAUGCUCUGGGUGCCACCGAGUUCCGCCCUAUUCCGCCCCUGGAAGAUGGGUCCCGUUCAUCGGAUCGGUAUUUUAUUGUGAAGAGUUUGACCGUGGAGGAUCUCGAAUUGAGCAAACAAAGUGGUAUCUGGGCCACCCAGAGUCACAAUGAAACCAAUCUCAAUCAAGCCUUCAAGACCACGGAGCACGUAUACCUGAUUUUCUCGGCCAACAAAUCUGGUGAGUACUUUGGAUAUGCUCGCAUGCUUUCCCCGAUCAGUGACGACGAAGAACUGGCGUUGGAGAUGCCUGCUCGACCGGAACCUGCCCCGAGCAAUACGGAGGAAUUGGAGGUAACGCCGACCUUGGCCACCUCUACGGCUCCAAAGGGUCGGAUCAUUGAUGACUCGGCCCGAGGUACGAUUUUCUGGGAGGUGGAAUCACUGGAGGAUGAACAGGACGAUGCCCGGAGUGAGAAGAGCGAGGCUCCGAUGGAGGAGCUCGAGACAGAUGGCCAGACCUUUGGCAAGCCCUUCCGCAUCCAAUGGCUCUCUACUGGACGAGUGCCAUUCCACCGGACUCGUGGGCUCCGCAAUCCGUGGAAUGCCAACCGUGAGGUUAAGAUUGCCCGUGACGGGACCGAAAUCGAACCGACGGUCGGCCGAAAACUGCUUCAGCUGUUCCACCAAACCUGA
Molecule: messenger RNA, 1785 nt
Organism: Penicillium pulvis
Lineage: Eukaryota; Fungi; Ascomycota; Eurotiomycetes; Eurotiales; Aspergillaceae
Product: putative YT521-B-like splicing factor
Exons: 4
Coding region: 1-1785 (594 amino acids)
Biological process (GO): mRNA splicing, via spliceosome; regulation of alternative mRNA splicing, via spliceosome
Cellular component (GO): nucleoplasm
Molecular function (GO): N6-methyladenosine-containing RNA reader activity; mRNA binding
Source: RefSeq, a predicted model, not a curated record